This is a messenger RNA of Salpingoeca rosetta, 757 nucleotides long. RefSeq lists its product as uncharacterized. The transcript is spliced from 3 exons. NCBI's taxonomy places the organism in Eukaryota, Choanoflagellata, Craspedida, Salpingoecidae. The record is from RefSeq and is a predicted model, not a curated record. The coding region runs from base 20 to 343 and encodes 107 amino acids.
GUCGAAAAUUCGUCGUAUCAUGCCUGGAUAUCGCGCAGCUGCAAGGGUGCUCGUUCGCUGCGCAAGCAGCAGCACCAAGAAGGCAAGCAAAGCCGCCAAGCCCACCAAGGCCGCCAAGGCCACCGCUUCCAAGAAGAGCGCCUCUUCUGCCGCCGCCAACAAGAAGACAGCUGCCGCUGAGAGCAAGUACAAGACAGAUGUUGCAAACGAAAAGGGCUACUAUGGACGCUCUGUGCCUUACUCAAACGUGCACACGUCCCAGCUGGAUGCCUACUAUGACCUGACCCUAGAGAUGGCAAACAAGCGGCUGCCCCAGCCAAGGCCAGCCAACUACACCAAGUAGAGAGCAGAGAACACCAAGCGUGGUCGGCCGCCUGCGCUAACUGUGCAUCCACCACCAGUCUCUGCACGGCACCUCGUGUGGGUGCGUGUCUGUUGGACGCUGUCCACUCACAUGUCUUUAUGCGAACGUAGUUAUUGCUUUCGUCUCAUCUGUGUGAGCGCUGUGUGUGUGUGUGUGUCGUGGUGCCGUGAUGUGACUGCUGUAAUGAUGAGGGUGAGCGGAGUGUAAGUGAGCGUGGAGAGGACAAGGCUUGUGUGUUUGCCUGUGUUGGCCGCUCAUUCCAUGUCAAUAAAAACCACCGUGAUGACUCAAUCUCUUGGCUUAGUUCGUUCAUUGAGGGGGGCAGGAGAGGCAGGGGUCGAGGGCACGCACAGUGUGCUGCCAUGCGCGCGAAUAUAAGGUGCAAUGUACAAA